UCAAUUUUGCUUGAUGUUAGGGAGGGGAACUGAGUUUAAAAUAGCCAAGGAGAAGGGGGUAAAUUAUAAGAGACGGACACGUCUAAAGUAAAACAUUAAUGAAAUGUCAGUCAGUUAGUCAACCGUUUGCUUAAAUUGAUUUAAUUCGGAUUUAUUUAUGAAAUGUUUAGACGUUUAGUCUCGGGAGAGUUAAUUAUUCUACAGUGGAGACGGUCUCAGUCGUCGAAAUGUCUGAGAUUACUGUCGUGCAACUCCGUAAUCGGUUCCGACCGUGGACAGGACCUGUCGAGAGAGGAGCGAACUGUUCCGACCGAACGGGUUCCUUCCCGACCCGAGAAACAGAAACGGGUGUGUAAAGUCGUAUUGGACCGUUUUGACCAACAGUACGGUCAGGAACUUGGCCCCCUAUGGCCGUCUGCAAGGGCUGUGUUGUUGAACCCUGGGUGCUGGCAGUAUGGAGUGAUGCUCAACCGUUUUGCUGCGGUGUCAGAGGUCAAACAACGCCUCCAAGGGCAAGGCUUCGUCAGCCUACUGCCCCACACAGACCUGCCUCUUAACUCCUCUCUCCCCCAGCCUCACCCUACCUCUCCCACCCAGCCUAGCUCCAUCUCUCACCCCAGCCCUCACCCUACCUCUCCCACCCAGCCUAGCUCCAUCCCUCACCCCAGCCCUCACCCUACCUCUCCCACCCAGCCCAGCUCCAUCCCUCACCCCGGUCCUCCUCCCUCCCUGCAGUGUUUCAUCCACCCCUCCCCAGUGCGUUACCCCUCUCCUCCUCACCGCCAGGGCCAGUUGAAACCCUACUACCUGAUGAAUGCUGCCUCCCUGCUGCCUGUCUUAGCCCUGGGGGUAGAGGAGGGGGACAGGGUCCUGGAUCUCUGCUCGGCUCCUGGAGGGAAGGCCUUGGCUAUACUACAGACUGCUGACCCAGCUCCGUUGUGUUGUAAUGAAAUGGACCCACACCGACGUGAUUGGCUGGCCAAAACCCUGGAAUCCUUCAUCCCCCAAUCGCUGAGCAGCACUGUCCCCGUGUCCAAUCAGGAUGGACGGAUCUUUGGGCAGAGUGAAGCCGGAAUGUAUGACAAGGUUCUGCUGGAUGCUCCAUGUUCUAAUGAUCGUAGCUGGCUGUUCUCUGGUCCAGGAGGGGAGCAGCAUGGAGCUGUGAGGCUGAGGGAGAGGGCCAGGCUGCCCACACUACAGACACAACUGCUCAGAUCUGCGCUGGCUGCGGUGCGUCCGGGGGGCGUGGCCGUCUACUCCACCUGCACGUUGUCCCGCUCUGAGAACCAGGAAGUGGUGGAGGCGGUCCUAAACACCUGUCCAGGGGUGGAGCUUCAAGACCUGGAGGAGGAGCUAGCCCUUCCGCUCCAGGAACACUUCACCUUCACCCCGUUAGGCCACACCCCCUCGUUAGGCCUCCUUGUUGUUCCACAGCAGGGUCAGACCUGGGGACCAAUGUUCCUGUCGCGCAUCAAGAGGAUUCACUGAUUGGUUGAUUUUCUCGCUGACUUCCAGUCACGCAUUAAGAGGACUCGCUGACUUCCUGUCACGCAUUAAGAGGACUCGCUGACUUCCUGUCACGUAUCAAGAGGACGAAAUGACUGAGCAUGUCAGACGCUGAGGCUGGUCUUCGAUGGAUUCCACAAUGCAACAUGUUUUCAUGUGACGGCUACUGCUAACGAGCUAACUCUCUAGGGCUGUGUUCCAAAUGCCACUCUAUAUAUAGCACACACAAGUAGUGCACUAUAUAGGGAAUAGGGUGCUAUUUAGGAAGCACCCUUGGUUUCACAUGCUCUUUGCCCAUAGUCCUAUCUGGCAUCAAGAAGACCCACUGAACUCUUAAAUAAAGGUUAAAUCCCAAUGACCUCUGAAUACCCACAACAGUUUUUGAUACAAGGAAGCAGUGGCGGCUGCUGAUUGGCUGAAUACUCGAGGUGCAUUAUGGUUUGAAUGGUCAACAAAGCAACAUGACCGAAAUAUGAGGCCAAGUUUUCAAACUACCUGUAGUUUCCUAUCUAUAUCUAUCUAUCUAUAUCUAUCUAUCUAUAUCUAUCUAUCUCUAUCUAUCUAUCUAUAUCUAUCUAUAUCUCUAUCUAUCUAUCUAUC
This is a messenger RNA of Oncorhynchus kisutch (coho salmon), 2106 nucleotides long. RefSeq names its product NOP2/Sun RNA methyltransferase 3. Gene Ontology annotation, molecular function: RNA methyltransferase activity. Lineage: Eukaryota; Metazoa; Chordata; Actinopteri; Salmoniformes; Salmonidae. Gene Ontology annotation, biological process: rRNA methylation. The record is from RefSeq and is a predicted model, not a curated record. Gene Ontology annotation, cellular component: mitochondrial large ribosomal subunit.